This is a messenger RNA of Cladophialophora bantiana CBS 173.52, 966 nucleotides long. RefSeq lists its product as uncharacterized. The transcript has 2 exons. The coding region runs from base 1 to 966 and encodes 321 amino acids. Lineage: Eukaryota; Fungi; Ascomycota; Eurotiomycetes; Chaetothyriales; Herpotrichiellaceae. Gene Ontology annotation, molecular function: methyltransferase activity. The record is from RefSeq and is a predicted model, not a curated record.
AUGUCCUUUUUGGACGAAACCCAUGCCAUCUCCGUUGACCGCGAUUUUGAGGAUGAAGGCUAUGGGCGCUCAUCAAGCUCAUCAUAUUUAUCGUCAUUGCCCAUGUCCGUCCGUCAAGGAGUCUACGAAAAUGGCCGAAUUUAUGCGUCUUACGGGAAGAACAUGCAAGGCAUGCCGAUCGACGAACAAGAACAAGAUCGCAACGAUUUGCAGCAUAAAAAGUUCAAUCUCCUUUUGGGCGACAAACUACACUUGGCUCCUAUCGCCGAAUCACCUCAGAAGCUCUUGGAUCUCGGCACGGGCUCGGGUAUCUGGGCCAUGGACAUGGCCGACAGAUACCCUUCGGCACAUGUCAUUGGCAUAGAUCUUGCUCCUGUACAACAAACCUGGGUACCCCCGAAUUGCCAGUUCGAGAUCGACGAUAUUGAGGAUGACUGGCUGUUUGGGAUGAGCUCAUUUGACUUCAUUUUUGGUCGAGAGCUCUUACUCUCCAUCAGGGACUGGCCGCGCCUGAUCAAACAGGCCUACGACCACCUUAAACCCGGCGGCUAUCUGGAGCUUUCAAUGACCCAUUCACGGACAUGUUGCGCGGACGGGAGUUUAGACCUGAAGACAUCAUAUCUUGCCGAAUCGGCCAACUUGAUGUUCGAUAUAGGCGAGAAGAUGUGCACGCCACUGGACGCGCAAGAACAUUGGAGAGAUCAAUUCUUGGAGGCCGGAUUUGAGGAAAUUCAGGAACAUAUUUUUAAAAUACCCAUCGGGCCAUGGGAGCAAGACGUGCGACUCAAACACAUUGGAAUGUUUGAGCUUGCGAAUAUGGACAAGGGCUUUGACUCCUUUCUCCUCCGAGGCUUCACGAAGAUCCUAGGUCGUCCUGCAACUGAGCUAAGUGCCAUUGUUGCAAAGGCCAGGCAAGAAAUGUCUAAUCCAGCACAUCACGCCAAUGUGCACUUGUAUGCAUCUUGA